AUGUUACAGCUGUUAUUCACGAUAGCGUUCUCAGCGGCGCCGUUAACGCUGUACAUACCACCGAUCAGGUGUUUGACGGCGUUCGCUCAGACGGUGGAGGAGAUGGAAAUUGAAGGUAGGCUUUAUAGAGGGAGAGUCUUCGCUCGCGCCAGAAUAGCUUGGUCUAGGCUUCUCGAUUGCUUCUUCUCCUCUUCUCCUCGCCGUCCUUAACUCAUAUGUUCUUCUCUUCUCUCUUUCCCUGUACAUAUAUAUAUAUAUAUAUAUCUCAUCAUGUUUACUCUUUCCCUUUACGUUCGUUGUGUGUUCGAUUUGGGAUAUUUCAAGAAUCAAGAUGAUGAUAGAGACUUAGGGUUUUGUUCUUGUACUUGAUCUUCUUAAUAAACAGAGAUGGAUCAUACUCCUCUUCUUGUUUUUAUAUACCAAUCUCUCUUUUAUUUAAACAUAUUUUAUUUAUUGUAUAUGUAAAGGUAAGAUCGAUGAAUACAAAUUGCUCAGAAUAUUACAUGUUC
Messenger RNA from Brassica napus (rape), 509 nucleotides. RefSeq lists its product as uncharacterized. The record is from RefSeq and is a predicted model, not a curated record. Lineage: Eukaryota; Viridiplantae; Streptophyta; Magnoliopsida; Brassicales; Brassicaceae. The transcript has a single exon. The coding region runs from base 1 to 210 and encodes 69 amino acids.